Messenger RNA from Phoenix dactylifera (date palm), 2711 nucleotides. Its product is annotated as mitogen-activated protein kinase kinase kinase 1-like. NCBI's taxonomy places the organism in Eukaryota, Viridiplantae, Streptophyta, Magnoliopsida, Arecales, Arecaceae. Gene Ontology annotation, biological process: MAPK cascade; protein phosphorylation. Gene Ontology annotation, cellular component: cytoplasm. The record is from RefSeq and is a predicted model, not a curated record. Gene Ontology annotation, molecular function: ATP binding; MAP kinase kinase kinase activity.
AUGGGAGGCAUCCUCAUGGGUUUACCACCUCCACCCAAAGUCUUCUCCGCCGCGUUCUCUCUUAUUACCAGUCAACUCUCUCAAUCGCCUGCCAUAUCUUUCUUCCAAGCCUAUUCCACCCCCCUCACGCUUCCCAUAGACCUCUUCCCCACCUCCAAGAGAUUAGACAUCUCUCCUUGAUUCCCAUGGUCCCCUUCUUCCUCAGUUGUUCUUUCUGCUUUUAUUCUCUAGCUUCAGUUUGAGCAUCUUCUCGACUGCCACGGUCUCCAAAACCUAUCGAAAUCCCCUUUUCCGCGUUUUUUUCUUAUGCAAUUUUGGCCCUGUUUCGCCUAUGUUCUUGUGGGGCAAUAAAAGAGACACCUUUUCACGGGAGAGGAAGGAGAUGGAGCAGCAGCAGCAGCAGGGGAAGGGGCGGGGGCCGCGGUUGGAGCGGCGGAACGCGGGGAAGAACAUCGAGUACGAGGUGGCGGCAGCGGCGGUCAGCGGCGUGUCCUGGUCCCCCUUCGACUCGACGGACGAGUCCUCUGGCCUCCGCACCUCCCGAUCGCUGGACCUCCCGCCGUCGUCGUACUCGAACCAGACGAGUUUCCGAAUUGGGGGCAGCGUCGAGGGCGAGGUCGACCUCAUCUGCCGCAGCCUCGGGUUGACGGGACCGGAGGACUUCGCCAUCCCCGUCACCGCCUGGAAGGCCCGCAAGGUCCGAUCCCCCUCCGACCUCCUCCCGAGAUCCCGCCUCCUCCGCCCGGAUAGCCCCGCCCUUCAAGAUCCCACCUUUGCCCCGAAUUCUUCUCCUGCCGAUGCCGAUCCCCCCAAUGUGCCGGCUGAAGAAUCCGUCGGCCGGCAGGAUGUGGAGGAAGUUCCAGGCGAGCCUGACAGGCCCGUGGCUGAAAGCAAGGUUCUUGAUGAUGAAAAGCCGAAGAAUUUGACUCCGUCUCCGGUCGUAAAAGGAGGGGAUGGAGGAAUUAGAGGUGUUCGACCUCCAGUUCUUGCUCCUCCCCCGGUAAUUUCAACUCUUUCCCCUCCACCAGGGAGGGGGGUGCUGGCACUGCCUCCAUCAAUGUCAAUUCCUGCCAUUGACAGCGGAGACUCGACUUGGGAUAUACUGAGGUCUUUUGCUCCUGAUGAAGACAACAAUGAUUUUGGUUCGGAAGGGAGGAGAAGGAGAUCCUUCAACUCGGACGAGGAUGAGGAAGAAGAAGCUGCUCCUGCAGGAGGAGAGGUUGCAGGGGAGGAAUUGAGGCUGGGGGAGACAUCUGAGGACUUUACUGGGACAUCGUCAUACUCCACCAUGAAUGAUGACGACGCCUCCAGCACAACUACGGAAACAAUGUUCAUCAUCUCGCCGAAUGGCAAGUUCAAAAGGAGGAUCAGGUCAUGGAUGCGGGGUGGGCUCCUUGGGAGUGGUUCAUUUGGCAUGGUGUAUGAAGGGAUCAGCGAUGAGGGUGUAUUUUUUGCUGUUAAAGAAGUAUCUUUGCUUGACCAAGGAAGCAAUGCCCAGCAAUGUAUUCUUCAGCUUGAGCAGGAGAUUGCGCUUUUAAGUCAGUUCGAACAUGAAAACAUAGUUCAGUAUUAUGGAACAGAUAAGGAAGAUUCCAAACUGUAUAUCUUCAUUGAGCUUGUUACUCAAGGAUCUCUUGCAUCUCUAUAUCAAAAGUACCGUCUGCGCGCUAGUCAAGUCUCUGCAUUUACCAGGCAGAUCUUAAACGGUUUGAAGUAUCUUCAUGACCGAAAUGUGGUGCACAGAGAUAUUAAAUGCGCUAACAUUUUGGUUCAUGCAAAUGGAUCUAUAAAACUCGCUGACUUUGGAUUGGCUAAGGAGAUAACCAUGUUCAACAUGCUGAAAUCAUGCAAAGGAAGUGUGUACUGGAUGGCUCCAGAGGUUGUUAAUCCUAGAAAAACAUAUGGGCCCCCAGCUGAUAUAUGGAGCCUUGGGUGCACUGUCUUGGAGAUGUUGACACGUCAGAUUCCUUAUCCAAAUCUCGAGUGGACACAAGCUUUAUUUAAGAUUGGCCGUGGCGAACAACCUCCUAUUCCGAACAACUUGUCGAGAGAUGCCCGUGAUUUUAUCAGUCAAUGUGUGAAACUAAACCCAGAUGAACGUCCAUCUGCUGCUCAACUAUUAGAGCAUCCAUUUGUGAUGAGAUCUCUGUCAUCUUCUUCUGGAUCCGAUUCCUCUGCACGUAGUAAUGAUGGAUGGAAUUAACUGAAAGUGAGAACCAACACUCGGCUAUGACUAGGCUGUUUCAUUCUGGUGUCCCCCCAAUGAUAUUGCUGGCUUUAGGUUGUUAAAUUUUUGUUUUUGAGAUGACCAUCUGAAGAUAAAGCAGAUAAUUGCAAGUUCCUGUGCAAAUGGGUGCACCGGAGACUAGACUGGAUUCUCUCCUGAUUUACAAGCAGAUUCUUGGCAGGCGACGAAUAAUUUUCUGUUUCCUUGGUGUAGGAGCUUCAGCAGUAGUAUGAUUUUUUUAAAUAAUUUUUUUUUGGGAUAGUUUUGGUGUGUUUUGGUUCGUAUCCGUCCAAAGUUGGUCAUGUAUUUGGGCUCAGAAGGAGAAAAGUUGAUACGCACCCAAAUUUGGGUGUGAUGAAUAUAUGAUUAUUAUGUAAAAUAUGUAUUUAUUGAAGUAUUUUCUGCAAGGCUAUGUUUGCUUGGUAAACAUUUUAGAGUCUUCUCGUGUUGGGAAUAUAAAAGUGCUUGCCUGCUUAUGAUUUUA